AUGUUCCCGCUAACUGGAAAAACAAUCAUCUUUGACAGCUUCCCUGAUCCCUCCGAUACGUGGGAGAUUAUUGAAACCAUUGGCAAAGGGACAUAUGGCAAAGUCUUCAAAGUAUUAAACAAGAAAAAUGACAGCAAAGCUGCAGUUAAGAUUCUGGACCCAAUCCAUGACAUUGAUGAAGAAAUCGAGGUUGAGUAUAAUAUCCUGCAAGCACUCUCGGAUCAUGAAAAUGUUGUCAAGUUCUAUGGAAUGUACUAUAAGAAGGAUGUAAGAAAUAAACAUCAGCUUUGGCUUGUACUGGAGCUGUGCAAUGGAGGUUCUGUGACUGAUCUUGCCAAAGGCUUAUUAAAGCGGGGAGAGAGAAUGAGUGAACCGAUCAUUGCCUACAUUCUGCAUGAAGCUCUAAUGGGUCUGAAACACUUACACAAAAACAGGACAAUUCAUCGUGACAUCAAGGGCAAUAACAUCCUACUAACAACAGAGGGAGGCAUCAAGCUCGUGGAUUUUGGUGUUUCAGCUCAAUUAACUAGCACUCGCCUUCGCCGUAACACAUCUGUUGGAACCCCUUUCUGGAUGGCCCCAGAGGUAAUAGCUUGUGAACAGCAGUUGGAUUCCAGUUAUGACGUACGAUGUGAUGUCUGGUCCCUGGGUAUCACAGCCAUUGAGCUUGGGGAUGGUAACCCACCACUAACAGAUCUCCAUCCAAUGAGGGCUCUGUUCAAAAUUCCAAGGUAA
This is a messenger RNA of Pristis pectinata (smalltooth sawfish), 735 nucleotides long. Its product is annotated as myosin-IIIa-like. Bases 1 to 735 code for a protein of 244 amino acids. The record is from RefSeq and is a predicted model, not a curated record. Gene Ontology annotation, biological process: protein phosphorylation. Gene Ontology annotation, molecular function: protein kinase activity; ATP binding. Lineage: Eukaryota; Metazoa; Chordata; Chondrichthyes; Rhinopristiformes; Pristidae. The transcript has 6 exons.